Penicillium canariense is the source of this 996-nucleotide messenger RNA. RefSeq names its product flavin adenine dinucleotide pyrophosphatase. Bases 1 to 996 code for a protein of 331 amino acids. The transcript is spliced from 3 exons. Lineage: Eukaryota; Fungi; Ascomycota; Eurotiomycetes; Eurotiales; Aspergillaceae. The record is from RefSeq and is a predicted model, not a curated record.
AUGCUCAACCGACUGAAUCUCCUUACCCACCAUUUCACCCGUACCUUCGGUUCCGCCCGCACGGCCGCCCCGGCUCUCUCGACCCCGUCCCUGGUCCUGCGCUCAGGUCCGUCCGCGAUGACAUCAGCCGCGCAAGCGAAGCCCAUCCACACGGCGGCUUGCCUGAUUAUCGGUGAUGAGGUCCUUGGUGGGAAGACCAUCGACACCAAUUCGCCCUUCCUGGCCAAGUUCUGCUUCGGCCUCGGCAUCCAGCUGAAGCGAGUGGAGGUCAUCCCGGACGAUGAGGAGGAUAUCAUAGAGGCCGUACGCCGCAUGAGCGCCCGCUACGACUUUGUCGUGACCAGCGGAGGCAUUGGCCCGACACAUGAUGACAUUACUUACCAAUCCAUCGCUAAAGCCUUCGGCCUGAAGCUGCAACUCUACGAGCCCGCCUUCGAACGCAUGAAGAGGCUAUCCCGCCCACACCCUAUGCAGCCCAAUUUCGACUGGAACACGCCAUCGCCCGGCCUGACCGCAAAGCUGCGCAUGGUCGAGCUCCCGUUCGACCCGGCCAUCCCCGCAGAGCAGCAAGGGCUCUUCGUCGCGGACGACAUGUGGGUGCCCGUCGCCGUGGUCAACGGCAACGUGCACAUCCUCCCCGGCGUGCCGCGCCUGUUCGAGCGGCUGCUGCUGAACCUGAAGCCGCACCUGGUCCCGCGGCUGUCAGACCCGGAGGGCAAGGGCACGUUCCGCUUCAUGUUCAGCACGCCGCUGCCUGAGAGCGCGGUUGCGCCGUACUUGACUGAGUUGGCGGCUAAGGUUGAGCCGCGGGGCGUGAAGGUGGGCAGUUACCCGCGCUGGGGCAAGAAGCGCAACACGGUCACGCUGGUGGGGGCCGAUAAGGCAUUCCUGGAGUCCCUGGUGCCGGAGGUCGAGGUUGGUGUGCAGGGGAAGCGGGUUGCGAAGGAGGAUGAACUGGAUCCUCCGUCAGACUCGGAGCAUAUCUAUAGCCAGUAG